Messenger RNA from Anopheles maculipalpis, 1074 nucleotides. Its product is annotated as secretion-regulating guanine nucleotide exchange factor. NCBI's taxonomy places the organism in Eukaryota, Metazoa, Arthropoda, Insecta, Diptera, Culicidae. The record is from RefSeq and is a predicted model, not a curated record. The transcript is spliced from 3 exons. The coding region runs from base 1 to 1047 and encodes 348 amino acids.
AUGUUCGCCUGGGGUGCCAAUAGUCAUGCUCAGCUGGGUUUAGGCUAUGCGUCGGAACAAUGCGACAAGCCACAACCAUUGACCGGCGGCGAGGGAGUGCCGUUCCGUGGAGAGGAAAUCCUCGUUGCGUCUGCUGGUGGAGGACAUACACUGAUAGGAACGACCGAUGGAAAGUUGUAUGCUUGCGGAUGGAAUAACCGUGGUCAGCUUGGAAUGGGCCAUCUGAAUGAUUGUCUCCAUUUUGAACUGGUCGGUGAAUAUGGGUUCCAACAGCUAUACGCCGGAUGGGAUGUAUCGGCCGGAAUCAAUGCAUUCGGUGAGCUGUUUGUAUGGGGAUCUAACGUUUGGCAGCAGAUAGCGGUCCCAGGAAUAAAGAAUAUUCCCACACCAACACGGCUCACGCUGCCAGAUGAAGGACGAGUUUUGAAAGUCGCUUUCGGACUACAGUAUAUGGUUGUAUUGAUGGAAAGUGGAAAAGUAUGGGUGUUGGGAAAAUGUAAAUUCCUUGCAAACGAUUACCCGGCGGAACCGGCAACGAACUUGACGAUUCGAUGCAUUUCGGACCGUGCAUCGGUUCGGGAUGUGGUUAGCGGUGACAAUCAUCUGGUAUUGGUGAUUGGUGAUCGGAAAAUUAACUGCCUCGGAGAUGGUAAACAUGGCCAGUGCUUAGAAGAUUAUACCAUACCGGAAGAUGUGAUUAAGCUCGAGUCGGGAUGGACACACUCCGGAUGUCUUACGGUGAAUGGUGCGGUAUACCUUUGGGGAAGAAACAAUUACGGACAGCUUGGACUACCGGGUCAGUUUUCUUCUCUCCCGCAAAAGCUUCGACUAGAAACGGACGAUAUGGUGGUGAAGGACUUAAGCUUGGGAUCACAACACGGAGCCGUAGUCACGAAAGAUGGACAAGUGGCUUGUUGGGGCUGGAACGAACAUGGCAAUUGCGGAACGGGAGGAACAGAAAAUGUAUGGUUCCCAACGGUAAUAGAUCUCCCCCGGCCCGUAUCGAAAGUGGUUUGUGGUGCUGGUUUUACGAUGGCAUUCACGUAACAACGUACAACCAUAAUUCAUUCUUCA